Racocetra fulgida is the source of this 951-nucleotide messenger RNA. NCBI's taxonomy places the organism in Eukaryota, Fungi, Glomeromycota, Glomeromycetes, Diversisporales, Gigasporaceae. The record is from the annotation of a GenBank genome assembly.
AUGAAUCAAAAGCUGCAAGAAGAAAACAAAAUUGCUAAGUAUCAAAAUGAAAGAUUAACCAAAAAACAAGAACAAAUAUUUGAAGAAAUUCGAUCAGAAAUUGAACAAUAUAAUGAAAAGGAAAAAAUAUUUAAUGUUUUGGACGAAAAAAUAGAUAUUGUUUUAGCUAAUUUUAAUUUUGAAGUUUUGUUUCCACUAGACGAUACUUUAGAAAAAAUGGAAAAAAUUGUUGAAUUAUGUAAUAAUGUCACACAAAUCAAUCAAAAUUACUCCGGUGAACUAAAUAGAAUUCAACAAAUUUUAAACGAUUUAAAACAAGAAGAAACUACUUUGAAAAAUAAAAUCUCCCAAUGUAAAGAUAAAAAUAAAGACUACGAACAAAACAAAGAAGUUAACCAAGAAUUAAAGAAUCUAGAAUAUGAUUACAAAUCUUUGGAAAGAACUUUAAAUAGCAAAUUAGAACAACUUGAAAAAGAAAAAGAAAUCAAUAUCGAAGUAUUAAAAAGAAUAGAAAUCUUAAAUCAAAAAGCCGAUAUUGUGUUAAAAAAUUUUAAAAUACAAUCAAAUCAUCCCACUUUAAAAAAUAAAUUAGCUUUAAUUAAAAAAAUUAAAAUUCAAGAACUCAUCAAUAAAUUACGAGAAGAAAUUAAAAACUUGUCAAAAGAAAAGGAUAAUUGUGAAAAAGAAAAUCUCGAUAAUCAACAAAUUAUUAAUGAAAAUAAACACUUAAAAGAACAAAAUUUUGAAAAUAAAAUACAAGAAAAAAUAGAAGAAAUAAGUGUAACUAACAGAGUACUUGAUGUUUUUAUCAAAAACAACAAUCUUGAAAGAGAUAAAGAACUCAUAAAUGAUUCGUUAAAGAAUUUUAAAAUAGCAUUUAACGAAACAGAUUCGUUGGAACAUAAAAUGGAUCUUAUCAUCGAAUUUAGCAGCAAAAACAUUCAAUCAUAA